AUGUCCUCAGUCUCAUCUUUCUCAUCCGAGGAACAAGAGUUCGACGUAAGUGAGACCGACAGGAUGAGUGUGGCGUCGCAAGAGUCGACCCCCGCGCGUAUGCUGAGGCAUGAGAAGUACUACUUUGAAGAGGUCAACGUCAAACUUGUGGUUGAUAAUGUCCGAUACAACAUCCCGCGCAUGCUCCUCACCCGCCACUCGGCGUGGUUUCGCGAACGUUUUGCGCAGCCUGCGAACUGCCUUCCACCUGGAUGGACAAUACACACGAUGGAGGAUGGCAUGAAGGUAUACGCCAAUCAUAGCCUUGGUCGCAUUCAACGCGAGCGUCCUUACGAGAAAUCUCCGGAGAAUGUCUAUCGCUUGUACGGCGCAUCAAAAGAGGAGUUUGACGCGAUGUUGGCGGUGCUUCUCCCCGACGAUCUCGCAGAGCAUGACUUGAACGAAGGGCAAUGGGCGGCCGUUUUGAAGCUCGCCACACUCUGGGACUUUUCAACUGUCAAAGCGCUCGCUCAUCGGCAUCUCGCAACUCUGUGUCCUGGUGCUCCGCUCGAGCGCCUCAUCUUUGGGCGGACGCAUGGCUUGGACGACUUGGCGAAUUGCGCGCUACGAGAGCUCGUCGAGCGUGACGAGCCGCUGCAAGAGGAUGAGACCAUGCGACUCGCAAUUCCGGAUGUCGCGCGCAUCUCCAAGGGGCGAGAAUUGCGAUUCCGUGCGACGCUGGAUAGGUUCUCACAGGAGUUCGAGCGUUUAGGGCUGCCAGUUCCUCGUUUGGGCGGUGAUCCGGGGCAGAACAUCGAGACACCCUUUUGGAUGAACAUGGAGAUGCCGGGGUGGGAUUGGGGCGAUAAAAACCAGAGGGAAGACGGUGAAGACAGGUCGUCGAGAAUUGGUGUAUCUGAUAGCGCCCGUACAAGUGGGACAACUCCGGCACGAGAUGGGGAGCGGGCCUCAAAUUCGGAGACUGAAACGGUGGUGCGCGAGCGUGGGCCCAGAGGCGAACACAAGUCAGAGCAGUUGGCCGUCGUUGAAGAAGCCAAGGAAACGGCGGAGGAUGAAGAACUUGCACAGCUGGAGACUCUUGAAUGUCUUUCUGAGGAAACACGGAGGGUGAUUAGACACAUAUGUAGAUAG
Molecule: messenger RNA, 1131 nt
Organism: Peniophora sp. CBMAI 1063
Lineage: Eukaryota; Fungi; Basidiomycota; Agaricomycetes; Russulales; Peniophoraceae
Source: the annotation of a GenBank genome assembly